Lolium rigidum is the source of this 721-nucleotide messenger RNA. RefSeq names its product probable peroxygenase 5. Lineage: Eukaryota; Viridiplantae; Streptophyta; Magnoliopsida; Poales; Poaceae. The record is from RefSeq and is a predicted model, not a curated record. The transcript is spliced from 5 exons. Gene Ontology annotation, molecular function: monooxygenase activity; calcium ion binding. The coding region runs from base 13 to 588 and encodes 191 amino acids.
CCGCCGUCGACCAUGGCGGACGUGUACAACCACGAGCUGACGCCGCUGCAGAAGCACGUCGCCUUCUUCGACCGGAACAAGGACGGCGUCAUCUACCCCUCAGAGACCUACCAAGGGUUCCGCGCGAUCGGCUGCGGGGUGGCGCUCUCCGCGUUCAGCGCCGUCUUCAUCAACGGCCUGCUAGGGCCCAAGACCGUACCGGAGAACAUGAAGGCUCCAUCUUUCAAGUUCCCCAUCUACGUAAAGCACAUCCACAAGGGCAAGCAUGGGAGCGAUUCGGGCGUGUACGACGCCCAAGGAAGGUUUGUUCCUGAAAAGUUUGAGGAGAUAUUCAAGAAGCAUGCCCACACCAGGCCUGAUGCCCUCACAGGCAAAGAGCUGAAUGAGUUGCUUCAAGCAAACAGGGAGCCCAACGACUUGAAAGGAAGAGUGGGUGGUUUCACAGAGUGGAAAGUUCUCUACUCACUGUGCAAAGAUAAGGAGGGUUUUCUUCACAAGGAGACUGUCAGGGCAGUAUACGACGGCAGCCUCUUUGAGAGGUUGGAAAAAGAGAGGAAGGAAGCUAAGGAAUUUGCCAAGAAGAAAUGAUGAAAACUCACCUGAUAGCCUUUAAUUUGUGGCUGUGUCCAAGUAUCUGUAAAUUAUGGUGUGCUCGUGAGUCUGGUUUCCAAAAUUAAUGAUGUAUCUUGAUUUCAUUUGUUUCAUGUUUAUGGAUUGAGGG